Molecule: messenger RNA, 1786 nt
Organism: Myotis brandtii (Brandt's bat)
Lineage: Eukaryota; Metazoa; Chordata; Mammalia; Chiroptera; Vespertilionidae
Gene: CUNH11orf42
Product: chromosome unknown open reading frame, human C11orf42
Exons: 3
Coding region: 695-1696 (333 amino acids)
Source: RefSeq, a predicted model, not a curated record
UUUGUUUGUUUUUGAGAGAGGAAGGGGGGGGGAGAGAAACAUCAAUGCAAGAAAGCAAAAUAUCGAUCAACUGACUCCCACAAGCCCCCUAUGGGAAUCGAGCCCGCAACUAGGGUAUGUGCCCCCGACCAGAAUCGAACCAGCAAUCCUUCAGUGCACAGGAUGACACCCAACCAACUGAACCACACCGGCCAGGGCCAGGCAUCAGUAAUUUUCAAAGCUCUCAGGUAAUUCCAAAGUAUGGCCAAGAUUGAGAACCACUACUUGAUUCUCAGUUUAAGUCCUGAUCUAUUCUUCUCCUGUGUGCUUCAGGACUCCAAUGCAACCUCACAAAGAAGUUAUCUGCAGGUAACAAGACAGCAUAUCAAAUUGUUUGAAGGAGGCUGCUGAAGGGAAGAAAGACCUGAUCCUGUUUCCUCAAAGAACUACAUACACACACAUACAUACCCUAAUGGUACCUGCAUUUUCCUCCUCUAAAGCAGAAUAGGUAGAUGACUCAAAAGAAUAGACUCAGACUGUGAGAACGGUGAGGCUAAGGUGACUGCCCUCUCCAACCCAAUACCCCAUCCCCCAGCAGGACCUCUAUGACCUCAUGCUGUAGUAGGUCAGAGCCUAAGGCCAAGCCUCACCUCUCUGGGCAGCUCGGGGUUCCUGCAGCAGCCAUUGCCCUGCCUAACCCUUCCCAUAUCCCAACAUGUUGGUUGGUACCCCUCAACUGCUAACACUGGAUGAAGCUGAUACCACAUGGACCCUCAUCAAAGACAAGGUUAUCGAAGAGCGCUUUGGGUCCAAUGUGGUGGCAGUACCUUUCCUAUCGGAUGCAGCUUGCUAUGAUCUACUGGGUGUGCUAGUGAAGCAGUACCGCCCAGGCCACAGCCGCCUGGUUUUGACAGGUCGGCAGGGCCGGCGGACAUUGCAACCAGUGGGACCACUACCAAACCUCCUGGAGCAGGCAGGGUCUGAGGGUGCCUUUGCCCACUGCACACGGGAAUACUCACCAAAAAGUGGAGCAGAGCUAGCCUAUGAAGAAAUGCGACUCUUGGAUGGGCAGCCCUGCCGGAUCCACCUACAUAUGGGUGGCCUGCGCAAGAAGGUGGCCUUUCUGUUGCUGCCACCAGGGCAGGUGAGCCUACAGAAGACUCUGCCCUGGCUCCGAAGCACCCACAGCAUCUAUGUCAUCUACCAGGUCUUCUCCUGUUCCUGGAUGCAGCUGGGGUUACUGCCUACAGGUCAUGAGCCCCAGAUGCUCCGGUUACAACGGUCACUGCCUAUUGCCUUCUCAUGCCUCAAGUUUUCACUGCAGCCCAAGGGAGUGCUGGGACCACAAAAGGCCCUGACCAAAGGCCCACUACUCCAUGGGACCAACUGGGUCAGACCCAACCUCAACAUCAUACCACCUCUGGCAUCCCCAUCAGCCCUUGACAAUAUCACUGAACCUGCUGAUGUGCCCCCACCUGUCCCAGCCCCAUCUACAUCACCUCCCCAGGAAGGGCCAGAGGGCAGACUCACCAGAGUCUCCUACAAGGGUCGAAACCCAUUCCGAAGGGGGCCCCAGAUGCUAUCAGAGAACUGGCUCUUCAGCCCCCGCAGCCCCCCACCAGGAGCCCAGGGUGGGGGUCCCGGGGACCCCGACCGGCACUCCAUGUCCCUGCCCCUGCUUCAGGGUCUGUCCUCGGAGUUCGACAGCGACGACUGAAGUUGCAGAGAAAGAUGCAAGGGGCAAGGCCCCCAAUAUCUGGCAUAAGGAUACUGGUCCCCAAUAAACAUCAGCUGCUGCUCCCCCAAA